Molecule: messenger RNA, 1023 nt
Organism: Opisthorchis viverrini
Lineage: Eukaryota; Metazoa; Platyhelminthes; Trematoda; Opisthorchiida; Opisthorchiidae
Exons: 3
Coding region: 1-1023 (340 amino acids)
Source: RefSeq, a predicted model, not a curated record
AUGGGAAACGACUAUCUACCAGAAACCAACAUACACCGGGAUCGUCUUAAGCUAUUCAUCAGCACACUAAAGUCCGUGUACGCCAGUAUUGUCUCAUUGAUGUUUUGUCGAGUCGGAGCGCUGUGCACAGAAGAGAUCGACCAAAAGUCAGCUCAAAUGGAGAUUGCCAACAAACUUCAAGAAGUAGGAUACCCAGUGAGUUUGAUUAAGCGUCAACUAAGAAAGCUAUUGGCUCCAGCGUCUAGACCCAGUAAGGAAUGGAUUGGCACAGUAGUCAUUCCAUAUAAAGCAGGAACAUCGGAGGUUAUUCGAAGACUGUUGAGCUUAGCCAUUCAGCUACGCUCAGUUUUGGCGCAAGUGAAAGGUCCCCUGUCGGUUGGAAGGACCAGAGAAUGUGCGUAUAAAAUUAAUUGCAACGAUUGCGCUAAGAUUUGUAUGGGACAAACUGUCAGGGAAUUGCACACCAGAAUUGGUGAGCAUAAAAGAAGGAUUAACAAACCAUUAGGGAAUGUGGAAGAAUACCAAACGCUGGUCAAAGACUCAGCGAUGGCGGCACAUGCCGUAGACACGGGACAUAGAGUAGAUCUGAAGAAUUUGGAAUUUUUAAGACGGGGACUACGAUUCACACCACAGCGGCUGAGAGCCGAGGCGAUGGAAAUUACUAAGCACCACAGUGUGAAUAGAAUCGAGGGUGUGGAGCUGGCUAGCGUAUGGAAAGCGGUCAGGCAACUGAAUGUGCUGCAUCAGGCCGCCUCAUGUUUCAGUCGCUACGAUAUUCGAGAUAUCGCGAUACAUGUAUAUCUUUGUAACGCACUACUCAUAAUGUUGCUGAAAAUCCAUCGACAGCCCACGACCGGUUUCGUAGUGACUGAAAAAGGAGGCGACCUGGUGCAGCACAUUCAGUUGCCUGGAAACAUCACAAACGAGACAUUCAGUUGGGUUCCAGGGCUUCUAGUUAAUCUUUCCUCCCCAUCUGCCGUACAGAAGAUCUUGGAGCGGGCUGGAAGCAUUCAAAAGGCCUAA